This is a messenger RNA of Oncorhynchus nerka (sockeye salmon), 3372 nucleotides long. It is a transcript of the gene gip, whose product is annotated as gastric inhibitory polypeptide. Gene Ontology annotation, cellular component: extracellular region. Gene Ontology annotation, molecular function: glucagon receptor binding; hormone activity. The coding region runs from base 2815 to 3138 and encodes 107 amino acids. The record is from RefSeq and is a predicted model, not a curated record. Lineage: Eukaryota; Metazoa; Chordata; Actinopteri; Salmoniformes; Salmonidae. Gene Ontology annotation, biological process: regulation of fatty acid biosynthetic process; regulation of insulin secretion; response to glucose. The transcript is spliced from 5 exons.
UCACAUAUCAGUUUGCAAACAAUGUAAAAAAUAACACAAUUAUUGAGUUAAUACAGCCGCAUACAAACAUGGUCUCUUUUUUGCUUUCUUGAGAAAGGCAGCUCCAAAAUGCAGGUUUUUCAGCCUAGCUCAGUGCUUUCUGUGGGUGGGACAGCCAGCGGAAAAUACGGAGCGAAGGGGUUGGUAAUGUUCUGUAGUUGCGCUGUGAUUGGCUCAGUGUUCUUUCACUCAUGGGAAACUAUGUCACCACAAAAUCUACGGGAGAGCUCAAGAGUUCAAGCCCCUUUGGUGUAGCCAUAGAGUUACAUUAGAAGUGCCCAUCCAAGAAGGCUCAAGGUCAUUGGCCACAGAUAAAAUUAUGUCAAAUCACUUUAUAUCUACAUUAGCUUUGAUUUGACUGAUCAUGUCAACAUCAUACUUUCAACAUCUUAACUAGUGAGCUAGCAGUUAUCAUCAUGAAUCAAGUCUACUGGCAAAUUUUUGAAGAGAAAUUAUAGAUAAAACUUAUCGGUGCUCAUCGACCAUUGGACAUAAACAUUACACAACAAGUUGUACAUCGCAAGUUCAACAAUAAGUUGUUUGGAAGGAAUCAGUGGCUAACUGCAAGCAUUGCAAAGCAAUCACUAGCCAGCUAUUCAGUGGAGUUGAUGUGUGGUCCAAGUCUGGGCUUAAAGAUCUCUUUUCCAAAGAAUAAACAUAUACAAUUGGCCAUGCUGUCAACCCAACAUGACUUCUGCUGCUUUCAAAACAACUGGAAACUCUGAACUGGGAAAUAUCAGACUUCAGUGAGUUCAAGACAACUGGGAACUUUGGAAAAAAAUGACCUCCGACUGGGAAAUACAUUUUGAACUGUCAUCCAACCUGGCAUUCCAAAUCGGGCACAGCACAACAAGAUUAGUCCAAAAAUGUGUUGUUUAUUGCUGCAUAAAUUAUGUACUAUGCCAGGGAGAUAUGUAUACUAAGUGUAUGUUGUGUAGUAAGCUGUUCGUAGCCCAUGAGCCUUACCCUAAAAAUUUGGUCCCCUUUCCCCUCAUAAUUUGGCCUACUGUUCUGACUUGGUGGUGCAAAUGUAGCCUAUAGCUUGUUUCAGAGAAAUGUCAUCAUUGAAUAUUGUAAGAGCUUUCAUUGUCUGCUUACAGUGGUCUCCAAAAUUACUGGCACCCCUGACUGCCAAUGCACAAGCAAUACUUUAAAAAAUAUAAACAAUAUAAUAAUAGAGAUAAACUCAAAAUACCAACAUGUGACAAAUACUGUACUUUAUUAAUGUUUCAAUGGAACCAACCAAAACAAUUUAUUGAUUUAAUUAAAAAUCAAUGUCCUCCAAAUCAAGGUUUCACAAUUAAUGGCACCCUUAAAGAUUAUUGUAAAUAACAUCUACCAAAAUUAAACCACAAUAUGCCCCCUUUAUUUAUCAUACGGUUCUGACUUGGUGUACAGGGAGAAUACUGUAAGAACGGUUUAAGUUCUGAAUUCUGUCGCUGUACAUUUCAAAAGUGCUGAACAAAUAGGUAUAUUGACUAUGUCCAUCCUAGCUCGAUCAUUAAUGUCUUAACCAAAAUUAUGUAUUGUCGUCCCCUUAUGCCAUCAUUUGUACAUCUCAGUAGAAACCACAUUUAUUUAAGCAAGUAAACCAUAUCAGCUAUGGUUUUUAAAAAGGCAGUAAAUGAGGCUGAAUAAAAUGUUUUUCUGCCAGACAAGGCUCCGCUGAUAGCCAGGUGUAACAGUGGUAAGGUGUUGGAACUGCUGUUGGGACUUCGUUGUUGGGACAGCUUUAUGUAGGCCCUAACAGUUAGUGGGCAACCGUUUGUCACCCUUAUAGUCCAAUUAAUGCAUUGUUUAGGGUUGUGUUGUGUUAUGUAGUGGAUUUGCUGGGAUGUGUCUAAAAGCAUUUUUUUGAGUUUGCCACACCAAGAUUUACAUGCUAAAAUCACCACUGGUCAGGUGAUUCUCUUCCAUCACCAAUAUGUCACACCUGUGUGCUCUUUAUCCUGUACUCAUAAACAUUUCCAUGUUUUUGCUUUUAGGGAUGAAUACGAGGGCUUAGUUGACGUUCGGCCGGCAAGGUAGAGACGACGGGGAUGUGUUGGUGUUUUCUGCUUUCUCUGUGAUGCAUAUUAUUUACAUUUGUUUUCUUUCUGCAUUGUUAGGAAGGGCCCGUAAGUAAGCAUUUCACUAUUAGUUUACACCUGUUGUUAACAAAGUAUGUGACAAAUACAAUUUCAUUUGAUAGGUGGGUUUAGCCUUGUCACUCCUUCAGCAACCUAAAAUGACCAUGAUGAAUAAAAACAAACAGUAACAGCAUUAGCAUAUUUACCAUUACACCAUCGUUCAUAUGUAAGACAAAUCAUGUUUUCCGAUCUCAAGGACCAUUUUAGAUUUAAAUUUAGCUACACGUAACCCAAAACAGGUUACAGCAUUGAAAACAUUCACCUUUUACUUCAUUCCCUUAUCUUCUAGUGUGACCAUUAAGCUGUUCACGUCUUAAUUGUUUCCCAUCUAGCACCAUUCAGAUUAGCCUAAUAGCCCAGAAAGGUUUCCACUGAUCAUAUUAAGGGUAGUUACCUCCAAUCUAGGGAACAAUUUUAAACAUCCUAUUAUUUUACUCAGUUUUGAAUUUAUUAGAAAGCUUGCUUAUCGGAAGUAUGUGUAUAUUAUUGCCCUAAUGUAGUGGAACUAAGGUGUUAUUCCUGUUGAUAUGCCGGUGUUGCCACAAAUCACCUCUGAGAAACUGUAUAAAAGGAGCCAUGUCUUCUAGCAAUUCACAAAAAGCCUGCAUCUCUCACUGAAGAAUAUCCAUUCACAAGUUUUGUCACCAUGAAGGUAGCUUUGUUUUCACUGGUGGUUCUCUGCGUGGCUGGGAUGCUGCGUGCUGAAGUCCUGUCCCAGUCUGACGAGAACAGUCUCACAGAAAAUGGACAGGGUUUGGGGAGAAGAUAUGCAGAGUCAACCAUCGCCAGUGACAUGAGCAAAAUCAUGGACUCCAUGGUGCAGAAGAAUUUUGUCAACUUCCUGCUCAACCAGAGAGAGAAAAAGAGCAUGUCUAAUGUCACUCCAGAGGAAGAUCCAGAGGCUCGCCUGUACUACAAUCUCCUGAAAAAGCUUGCACUGUGCAUUCGCAGCAAGGGACAGAUCCAUUGAUGAUGUUUUGAAGAAUAUCAACAAAUGAUCAACAUUGGUGGGAGAGUAAUGCAAAGAGAAGUCAACAAAAACAUGACAAUUUGGAGGAAAAUGUAUGCUAUCUAUUUUUGUGUACACAAUAUAUAUUGUAAAGUUAGAAAUAUGAAUCCAGCAUGUCUGAACUUUUUCAUAAAUAAUUGUUUAGGGGAAAUAAAAUAGCUUGAAUUAAAAAACAAAAAUUGGCCUCACUGAGUU